Molecule: messenger RNA, 1701 nt
Organism: Oldenlandia corymbosa var. corymbosa
Lineage: Eukaryota; Viridiplantae; Streptophyta; Magnoliopsida; Gentianales; Rubiaceae
Source: the annotation of a GenBank genome assembly
AUGGAAAGGACAGUGCAGAAUUCUGCUGAUGAACAACAUCCCGGAUCGGUUUCUGUUUCCAGCAGCACUAAGAAAGGCGGAUGGGUCACCUUUCCUUUUAUGAUAGCAACUAUAACUGGAAUAUCACUUGCUUUUGGAGGAUUAGUUAGCAAUCUGAUUGUGUAUCUGAUUCAAGAGUUCAACAUUAAGAGCAUCAGGGCUGCUAAAAUCUACAAUGUGUUUAAUGGAUUUGCUACCAUUUUGCCAGUCGCUUUCGCCAUCAUUGCUGACUCCUUUCUGGGCUGUUACUCUGUCAUCUGGUUUUCUUCUCUCAUUUCAUCCCUGGGGCUGUUACUCAUAGUCUUGACCGCAGCAUUUAACAAGUUGAGGCCUCCACACUGCGAAACUGGAUCAAAUCUCUGCAGUGACCCGUCACAUGUGCAACUUGCGGUUCUGUAUAUAGGAUUGGCGCUGGCGGCUCUAGGGAUGGCAGGAACUCGCUUCACUGUCGGACCAAUGGGAGCAUAUCAGUUAGACAAACCAAAACAUCAGACUAUUUUCUUCAACUGGUACAUAUUCGCGAUGUACAUAUCCACCGCUAUAAGCUCUACCGUGAUUUUAUAUGUUGAGGAGAGUGUGAGCUGGGCAUGGGGGUUUGGCAUUUGCCUUGCAGCAAAUAUAUUCGGCUUAGCAAUAUUCUUAGCAGGCAGUGGUCUUUAUCGUCGUCUCAAGCCGGAAGGGAGUCCUUUUGUUGUUUUAGCCCGCGUUAUAGUUGCAGCAAUCAAAAAACGACAUAUGAAGCUUUCGCUGAAGCCAGAAGACUACUGUCAAGGUCCUGAUGCAGCUGACUCUAAGGAGGAUAAGGAUAUCAUUCCCUCUAAGUUCUUCAGGUUCUUAAACCGUGCAGCGCUGAAAGCAGAAGGAGACAUCAAAGCAGACUAUUCGAUCAGGCCUUGGAGGUUGUGUAAAGUUCAAGAUGUAGAAGAUCUCAAAGGCCUAAUCAAAAUCCUACCACUAUGGUCAACCGGAUUUUUUCUAUCCACCCCACUUGUAAUGCAAACAAGUCUAACAGUCCUUCAGGCUCUCGUAAUGGAUCGACAUUUUGGAAGUACUAAAGUCUCAAUACCAGCUGGUUCCAUCUGGGUGUCUAGCCUGAUAUCCACCUGCAUUACAGUAUUCUUGCUCGAUAGAUUCCUUUACCCCUUGUGGGAUAAGUACACUCGUCGACCUAUAAAACCUCUUCAGCGAGUUGGGAUCGGCCAUGUCAUUGACAUAAUCAGCAUGGCCGCUCUAGCUUUGGUGGAGGCCAAGAGACUAAAGAUUGUGAGACAGCAUCACCUUCAAGAUCAGGAUAACGCGAUCGUGCCAAUGUCGGCCUUUUGGCUCGUGGUACCAUUCGCCAUUGCUGGCAUCGGAGAAGCAUUCUUUUUCCCUGCUCAAGUAGCAUUCUAUUUCCAAGAGUUUCCAACAUCACUGAAGAGCACAUCCACUGCAUUUGUAGCUUUGUAUAUGGGUAUUGCCUACUAUAUAAGCAACGGCGUGAUUGAUCUUGUUCGAAGGACAACCGGGUGGUUGCCGGACGACAUCAACAAAGGAAGAUUGGAUAAUGUGUAUUGGUUGGUCUGUAUCCUAGCAAGCAUCAACUUUUGUUAUUUCCUAGUGUGUGCUUCAUUGUACAAAUAUCGGGAUCCCGAGAAGGAUACCGAUGAUAUUAGUGAUUGA